CGGCGGCGCAUGCGCGGGCGGCCCGUGCGGUCCCGGCCCGGUCCCGGCGAGCCCGGCGCGGUGCGGAGGGAACGGAGCGGCGGCCGGAGCGGCCGCGGCCCGAGCGCGAGCGCGCCAGCCCCGUCCCGGCGAGGGCUGCGGCGUGGGACGCCGGUGCCUGCCGCCGCCUCCCCGGCAGCGUCGGCACGAGGAGCCGGGCUGGACGACCUCUCCGCGCCCCGGCAGCGCCGGCGGGACGGGGCAGAGACACGCGCCCGAGUGUUUUGUUCGCCGUUGGGCCUUGAUUAGCAGCUCGGCGGCCGGACAAUUAAAAUGCAGCGCUGGGGCAUGGCCGUCAAUGUGUACUCGACGUCGGUGACCAGCGAGAACCUGAGCCGCCAUGACAUGCUCGCCUGGGUCAACGACUCCCUCCAGCUCAACUACACCAAGAUCGAGCAGCUCUGCUCAGGGGCUGCCUACUGCCAGUUCAUGGACAUGCUGUUCCCCGGCUGCGUCCACCUGCGGAAGGUGAAGUUCCAGGCCAAGCUGGAGCACGAGUACAUCCACAACUUCAAGGUGCUGCAGGCCGCCUUCAAGAAGAUGGGAGUGGACAAAAUCAUCGCGGUGGAGAGGCUGGUGAAGGGCAAGUUCCAGGACAAUUUCGAGUUCAUCCAGUGGUUUAAGAAGUUCUUCGACGCCAACUACGACGGGAAGGAGUACAACCCGCUGCUGGCGCGGCAGGGCCAGGACGUCGCGCCCCCCCCAAACCCAGGUGAUCACAUCUUCAACAAACCCAAGAAACCCAUUGGCACUGCAGUCCCCCAGAGGACCUCUCCCACCGGCCCCAAGAGCACGCCCAACCCGGCCCGCCUCAGCAACGUCCCCAGCAGCAUCCUCCGGAAAAACUCCCCCGCGGCCCGUAACGGGGGCACCGAGGCCGACGCGCAGAUCCUGGAGCUCAACCAGCAGCUGAUGGACCUGAAGCUGACAGUGGACGGACUGGAGAAGGAGCGGGAUUUCUACUUCAGCAAACUGCGGGACAUCGAGCUGAUCUGCCAGGAGCACGAGAACGAGAACAGCCCCAUCAUCACCGGCAUCAUCAGCGUCCUCUAUGCCACGGAGGAGGGCUUCGCCCCACCGGAGGAUGACGAGCUGGAGGAGCAGCAGCCAGAGGACCAGGACGAGUACUAGCCCCGGCACGCUCCCAUGCCCCGCGACGCCCCGCGCCGUUCCCCCACCAUAGACAUUUGAGGUCUGAGCCUGUGCGCCUCGCCCUGCACUGUCACACGCCAUCACGGUCUCCGGCAGCCGAGCCCACGGCCUCGGCGUCCAGCAGCUCCGGUGGGAAUCCACUGUCUCCAUAAUAAAUAGAUGUCCAUCCAGCGAGGAGCACGGCUGUACCUAUGGCGGGGACUGGGGGGUGGGGACGGGCUCUGGCCGCCGUGCCCGGGGCCUGGCCCUCGCCACCCCCACCCCGUAUUUAUUUCCGUUGUCCCCUCCGGUGUGAGUGCCGCAGCCGCCCCGGUGUCCCCGCCUGCCCCGCUGUGUGAGAGUGAAAGACCGAAUCCUCGGGGUGUUUUCCUGGGGUGGAGCGUGCUCGUGUGCUGCCUGCGCUGCCUGCAUCCUGCCAUCCCCGGUGCCCGGGGAUGGGGGCUGGGACUGCUGCAUGGGGGUCGGUGCCUGCUCGGCAGCCUGCGGGCAGCGGGGAGGACGUGGCUCGGAGGAGGGAGGUGUUGCUUCAGGUUCCUGGGAAGGUGAAAAACCCUGGCCGGGCUGAGGACGUGGCCGCGGCCGCCUGCCUGCGCGGGCAGGUGCAGGCAGCGGGGGCACCUGGUCACCACAGGCCAGGACAGAGGAUCCCGGAGUGGGAGCGCAUUCCCUCUGAGGCAUGGGGACAGUGGUGCCCCUCUCCCCGCCACGGGGCCCCAUUGCCCUCGCCCACAGCCACCGAGGACCACCCCCUAUAGCUGGACUGGCUGGGUCUCCCACCCUGUGGGGUGCCGGGGUGGGUUUGCCAAGAGUGGCACGCGGCGCCUGCCCUGGCCGUCGUUCUCCCUGUUGCAUCGCUUGUCUGGUCCGUCACUCCGGUUGCAAAGCCUGCAUCUGUGUUAAGUUUUAUUUAAAAUAAACUCGUGUGGUAAAA
This is a messenger RNA of Harpia harpyja (harpy eagle), 2122 nucleotides long. It is a transcript of the gene MAPRE3, whose product is annotated as microtubule associated protein RP/EB family member 3. Lineage: Eukaryota; Metazoa; Chordata; Aves; Accipitriformes; Accipitridae. Gene Ontology annotation, biological process: protein localization to microtubule plus-end; spindle assembly; regulation of microtubule polymerization or depolymerization. Gene Ontology annotation, molecular function: microtubule plus-end binding. The transcript has 8 exons. The coding region runs from base 313 to 1170 and encodes 285 amino acids. Gene Ontology annotation, cellular component: cytoplasmic microtubule; microtubule organizing center; spindle midzone. The record is from RefSeq and is a predicted model, not a curated record.